AUGUUGCCUGGUGGGGUACAGGCGAAUCUGUUCUUGUUUCCUCCCUGCUUAUCUGCGGAUAUUUCUCAGGCGUUUCUCUCGUGUAUGGUGUCAGUGGUCGUCAUGGCGGCGGCCAGGACGGACAAUUCUUGCCGAUCCUAG
Molecule: messenger RNA, 141 nt
Organism: Colletotrichum tamarilloi
Lineage: Eukaryota; Fungi; Ascomycota; Sordariomycetes; Glomerellales; Glomerellaceae
Exons: 1
Coding region: 1-141 (46 amino acids)
Source: RefSeq, a predicted model, not a curated record